Messenger RNA from Scaptodrosophila lebanonensis, 1280 nucleotides. RefSeq lists its product as uncharacterized. Gene Ontology annotation, biological process: positive regulation of DNA-templated transcription. The transcript has 4 exons. Gene Ontology annotation, cellular component: nuclear body. Lineage: Eukaryota; Metazoa; Arthropoda; Insecta; Diptera; Drosophilidae. The coding region runs from base 42 to 1004 and encodes 320 amino acids. The record is from RefSeq and is a predicted model, not a curated record.
UAUAGUUUCACAACAAAUUUGCAAUUUAGCUCGCUGCCAAAAUGCAGGACGUAGAUAAUGAAAGUCCAUCCAAGACUAGUAAUCCCGGCUGGAAGCUGUUCCAGGAGAAGAAGUCGAACAGGAACACUCGGCUGCGCUAUUACACCUCCUUCGAAGAAAUGUAUUUGGUUGAGCUAUGGCGCCACCACGUGCACGAGAUACCAGGCUACGAUGAGACCUUUCCCAUAUUUCGCACCAUAGCAAAUGGCAUGUGCGAGCGCAACUCAAAACUAAACAAACAAGAAGUGAAACGCCGCAUUCGCACAUACAAAAACAAAUUCGAAAACGAGCGGCGACGGAUGCAGAACGAUCCUACGUACAAGACCUCCUGGCGCCUUUAUCCAUUAAUCAACUGUAUUUUGGAGCUGCCUUCACCACCGCCCGAUGUGCUGCACGAGCAGAAAACGCUGGAGUCUAUUGAGCGCAUGAUUUCAGCAGAAGUGUCUGAUCUGCCAUCCUUUUAUCCGAACCAAUCCUUCAAGACUGUGAAUGCCACCCGCGACCCAGAUGGCUGUCCAUUUUUGGAAGUUGAGCAACAGCCGGUCACAGUAAAGUCAGAACAGGCGGAGCCGCUUAAUACUCAAAUAAAAAUGGAACCCAACGAAGCGUCAGCAGUCGAUGAUUUUAGUAACAGCCAACAGAACGGCGAGUGGGACGCCGAUGACCACACACGCAAACCCUUGACACCUGCCAAUCGCACCCUGCCAUCCACCAUAACCUACUCAACUGGCCGUCGUGGCUCACGUCGCCGAUCCUUUUUCCCUCGCCCUGGCGCCAUUACAAUGGCACAAAUUUUGAAUCUGCGUAUGGAGAAUCAAUUGAUGGCCGAGCAACGGGAUGCGCAACUAAAGGAGCUCAGACUUAAGCAGAACGAGUUAAAGGUACUGGAACUCUCAUUUCAGUUGUGCCUGCGCGAGCAUAACAUAUUCUUGUCUUCUCGCACUACCCAAUCGCAGUUGGCGUAAGUUCUUGCCAAGCUGCUGUGAUUUGUGGAUUGCAGAUCCCCUGACCCUGACCGGACAAUGGAGAGCAAGCUUUAUACAUUUUGUAAAUUUUUUGAAUAGCUGCUAGAGCCGUGAACGAUGCUCAUUACUGUACGCGAUGUAAGUUAAGUUCCUUAUGCCUAUAUGUCCAGUGUACACGGAUUGUACAAAUUAGCGAGUAAGCUUUUAUUUUUUAAUCAAAUAAUAUUAUGUAAAAAUAUUCUAAAAUAAACUCUAUAAUGUCAACUAUGAAACGCA